AACAAUAAUAAUUUAUAUUGCGAUUUCAUAAUUAGUGAUUAGGAACUAUAAAAAUGUUUCACGAAUUACUGUUUGCUUUGCAUGGAUUCACUGGAAAUAUUUUUGUCUUAGAAGGUAGAAGGAUAUGUGUUUUAAAAGAUAUUUCUUUCCUGCAUCCUGGAGAGGUAGAAGUCCUUAAUAGACUUUGUUUGCUGGGAACCAGCUACAAAUAUUUGCAAGACUUCAUUUAUUCUCCAACAGAAGGAUCCCAAGGACUAUAUUUGCAGGCAUACUGUACAGGACUGAAUAAAGUUAUGAAUUCUUACACCCAGUGUCUUGUGGAGCUAGAGAAGGAAGUCAUGACUGAUCAGCAUAUUUCUCUCUCACACUUUCAACAUCAACUAGACAAAUAUCAUCUAGUGUUUCCUGCUUUGGAGCAACUAACUGAACACAUCAAGAAACAAAAGGUUUCUGGUUGUCGCAUCCUUGAUGCAGUUUAUAAAUAUACCUCCUCUGGCAUUCCUCUGGUGAAAGAAGCUGCUUCAAAAAUCUUGAAAAGUUGCCACCAUAUUUUGUACAAACAGCUGACUGCUUGGAUGUUACAUGGAAUUCUGUUGGAUCCAUCCAAAGAAUUUUUUAUCCAGAAGAGAGAGACUGUAGAACCAGAGAUUAGUAAAGAGUUAACUGUGUCAAGUGAGAGACGGUCCCUUGAUGUAUAUUUCCUUAAUCCUGACCUCUUGCCAUCUUACAUUUUAAGUCGAGUUGCAGAGAAGAUUCUGUUUGCAGGCCAUUCAGUAUGUUGCUUUGGAAAGGAUCAGACUGGUAGCUCUACAUAUUUAGGUGUAACAACAUGUGGGCAGGAAGACUAUUUUGCUCAACAGUUGUUUGCUCUUCAAGAUAAAAGCUUCUGUUCACUUGAAUUUGAAGAGGUUAUUGACCAGAUAAGAACCAGUGCAUCAGAGCAUGUGUGGAAGGUCAUUGUGGAACAAGCUAAUUUAGUGGUUCACCUUCGAACAGUCAAAGAUUUCUACCUUAUUGGAAGAGGAGAACUUUUUCAAGCAUUUAUAGAUCAAGCUAACCAUUUACUCAGAGUUCCUCCUGGCCCUGCUACUGAGCAUGAGGUGAAUAUUGCUUUUCAGUCAUCAGCUCACCAACUUUUCAUGGAUGGUGAUCAAGUCACAAGAAAAAUUUAUGUCACAUUGAAAUCUGGAGAGAAUAUGAUCUCCUCACAUUGCCCAACUUCCUCCUGAACGUGUUCAAGCUUACAAGGACUUCUAUCGCCUGUUUCCAACUCCUGAAUUUGCCAUGCCUUCCAUACAUUUCCUGAGGAUUUGCUUCAGCCUUCCACAUUUUUUUCAGACUUUAUCUCUCAGGUAUGUGAUAUUUUAUCCCUCUUCCCUACUUCUUAUGACCUAUUUCCUUCCUUACUGCAUGAACAUUCUUCCCAACCCUAUUUGGUUUUUCUCCUUUCCCCUGACAUUCGGAUCCAUGCUGAACAAUUUGCCUCCCAGUUAAACGAUAACAUUAGCGUGCCUAAUAUCCCAUGGGCUUCGGAUCAGUCUUCUCUCACUUAUCAUCGUGCAGACUGUCCUUAUCUUGACCAGCAACUCUUGGGUUCUGUUUUAUCCAUUUGGGGGGAGGGCCCCAAAUCUCCUAUUAGUUUAACCCUUGCCCAAUUUUCCUGCCUAUGUCUUACUGUCACGACUCUUUUGCAGUAUCUAUCCACUAUUCAUCUCCUAUAUGAGGCUCUUCACAGAAAUUGUGAGGGGUUUUCUGGGGAAAUCCUCUCCCUCCUUACCUGCACAUUGGCUCAUUUGUCAUCUUCAGCUCUGUUGUUGGGACCUUCUGGGCCAAGAUGCUGACUUAUUGAGGGCCUGUUUAUCUACACCUUAUCUCUGAGAUUUACAUAUGGCCCUGUUUUUAUGGUGUUUCAUCUUUGAUAUGAUCUCGGGUGACAUCAGUCCAACAACAGUAUACCCUUUCCCAUCUGGUAGCCCGUAUGUCUCAGUUGGAGCCAAGUGUGGCACCCAUUAUGGUUUCUUAUCCUUCCACUUCCCAACCCUUACCUGUCCCCCCUUCUCGAAAUAUCACAGCUCGUUGUUUACCUCAAGGACUCUUGUUACGUUGCCGACAGUACCGGUUACAACCCGGUGGGACCUGGUCCAGUGGGAGCUCGAUUUGUGACCUUUCUCCAUCAAUGGCACCAUCAGUGAUGUUUGGGGUUCUUCAAGUUUUUUGGAAGAAUUCGAGAUCCCAUUUCUUGCCACACCUUCCUUGUCUCCUAUACUCGUUUCCUUCCCUCUACUUCAGGAUACCAUUGUUUGUCAGCAUCUGUCAGGCAGUUCAGAACCUCCUCACUCAACAGGCUAUCGAACCUGUUCCCCAUCACUCACCGGGGUUUUUUACUCCCAAAUAUUUGUUGUUCCAAAGAAAACUGGGGAUUGGAGGCCUGUCAUCGAUUUGUCCUGCCUCAAUCGCUUUGUUCACCUUCCCGAUUUCACCAUUCCAAGUUUAUGGAUGACCAAGAUGGACAUCACCAAUGCAUACCUGCAUAUUCCAGUCUCAACAAGGUCUCAUCCAUAUCUUCAGUUCAUCCAUCGGUGGUGUAUCAGUUUCACACCCUACCCUUUGGGCUUGCUUCUGGAUGACUGACUUCUUCUGGCCUAUUCAGGUCAUUGGUGUGUCAACGAGCAGUCUUUACAUAUCGACAUCCUCGAGCUUCUAGCCAUCUAUUGGGCUUUGGAUUACUUCUCAAAUACCACCCAUGAUGUCAACCCAUUGUUGGCCAGACAAUGGCAAAAAUAUCAGGCCAGCAUUGGAUACCAAAAUAGGUCUGGCAUCAAACUGUACAGUGGGCCAAUAUUGGCCUGACUCCUUUGGUCGUACGUCAGCAGGUGAUUCUAUGCUGAUUUUCGUUUAAUAUAGGUUCUAUAUAUAUUGGUUAUAGAAUAUAAACAUAUUUUCAUUUUAUACUAUGAAAUAUCUUGUAUAUGACUGGAUUAACAUUUCAAAUAUAUUUUGUUUUUAAUUUAUGUGAAUGAUUAAUGAUUUUCAUUACAACCAAUACUUUUCAGUUAUAUUUAUGUAAAGAAUAUUUUUGAUAUUGACAGGUACGUUGAAUGCUAUAAUAUUUUUCCCCCCUUUUAAAUCUUCCAACACAUUUUAAUUUUUGGACCAAAUAAAAGAAAUUUAGUAAUGCAUCUCUUUAAUAGGAAUGUGCUGCUUCAUUUUAACUCAAAUUUAAUUUAUACCUACAACAAUUCUCAACAUUAGAAAUGUUAGUAUAAUAUGUGAAUGCAUAACUAAUUUGUAUUUAAAAUUUUAACAAUCAAAA
Messenger RNA from Limulus polyphemus (Atlantic horseshoe crab), 3313 nucleotides. Its product is annotated as gamma-tubulin complex component 4-like. Gene Ontology annotation, molecular function: microtubule minus-end binding; gamma-tubulin binding. Bases 54 to 1229 code for a protein of 391 amino acids. The transcript is spliced from 11 exons. The record is from RefSeq and is a predicted model, not a curated record. Gene Ontology annotation, cellular component: gamma-tubulin complex; spindle pole; equatorial microtubule organizing center. Lineage: Eukaryota; Metazoa; Arthropoda; Merostomata; Xiphosura; Limulidae. Gene Ontology annotation, biological process: meiotic cell cycle; spindle assembly; cytoplasmic microtubule organization.